CUGGGUACCUCGAGCGGGGAUCCCCUCGCGACCCAGGCUGAGGUUCUGUAUCCAGCGCAGUGGUUCAAAGUCUGGGGCGUCUCGCUGUGUCUUUGCAGGAGUUCAAGGCUUCAUCAUGGACCCGGAGUGUUCCCGGCUUCUCCCAGCCCUCUGUGCCAUGCUGGCCGACUCCCGGCAGUCUGUGGCCGACGACACUUGCCUGGAAAAGCUGCUGGACUGGGUCCGAACAGUGAUAGAGGCAGGGCCCUGUGUUUCCCUGCUGCAGGCUCAUCCUUGCCUUCGGGAGUUGCUGCUGCACGUGUCGUGUGUCCCCGAGCUGAGCGCCUGUGUCGUGUCCUUUGCUUUGCGCCUGGCCGGGCUCCUGGCCGCAGAUGAGGGCGGCUUCCAGUUUCUUCAGCAGGAUGACCUGUUGCUUCAGCUCUUUGGGGAGGGAGGUGCCCCCCGACAAGCCUUCUGGGCCGUCCCCAGUGUGCGCAGUGGCUGGAUUCAUGGCCUGCGUUCCCUCACCCAGCAUACCCUGGCCCUGGACUUCCUGGACACUCUGGGUGCCCUGGACACCAUCUUCUCCCUUCAGGGAGAUCCCAGCCUGUUUGUGGCCUCCGUCGCUGGCCAGCUCCUCGCCCACAUACUGGCUCUGUCCCUACACAAUGCACAGUCCACUGAGUGGCCGCCGAGUGCCAGGAAGAUCACAGCCCACCUGGAGGAGUCUCUGCACUCUUUGACCACCCCACGAGUCACUCAGGCCUUCCAUGUGCUGACCACUACACUGGGCCAUAGCCAUGGUCCCUGGAUACGGACCCUGUGGGCACAGCUGAGCCCCUUGGUGACUGGUCUGCUGGCCGAGGACCCUGUUCCCGCUGCUCAUGACCUGGUGGACCUGCUGCUCAGUGUGGCCUGCUCCCCCGUGUGCAGUUCUGAUGCUGGCCUGUGGGAGAUGUUGAUACAGGCACUGAGCUGCCUGCGCCCCACACAUGCAGGAUCUCUGGCCUUGGGGAUCCUGAAACUGCAGGAAUGUCCACAGCCACUGAGGAUUCAGGCCUUUAGUGUCCUCCUCCAGCCCCUGGCCUGUGUUCUGGAAGCCACAGUGGAGACCCCGGCAUUAGAAGACUUGCCAGCAGGGACAGCAGGGGAUCCAGCGAUGGUGUCUGUGCUCCUGUCCUCCAAGGCGGCCUGCUCGGGGCUGCUAUGCCGGACUCUGGCCCAUGUGGAGCUGCUGCAGUCACUGCCCCAGCAUCCCUCACCCUGGCCACAGGCCCCACUGCUGGCUGCCACCCUGACGAUUCUGCGCCUUUGUGAGGGCUCAGUAGAGCCCACCUCCGACACGGGUACCCAACUCAGCGCCUUGCUGGUGGGCUGUGUGCGAGUGCAGAGGGCAGCCCUGGACUUUCUGGGCAUGCUGGCUGCAGGCAAAGGCCCUCCCGAGCUGGUGGUGUCUGUGUUCACCGUCCUCCUGGAUUAUCUGCAGAGUCCUGAGUCCAGCCCAACGGUUCUGAAGAAGACCUUCCAGGCUGCGCUGGGCUGGCUAGUGACCCCCGAGACCACCAGCUGUUGUGACCUAGACACUCCCACCCAGGUCUUCUUUGAAGAGCUGCUCCCUGUGCUGCAGAAACGCCUAUGUAGCCCCAGCUGGGAAGUGCGAGACUCAGGCCUGGAGUUCUUGGGUCAGGUGGCCCGGCAGCUGGGUGGACAAGCCAGUUUCCGACAGGCGCUCUUGGCCUCGGAGGUACCAGCACUUGCCCACCAGCUCCUGCGAGACCCCGAAAGCUACGUCCGUGCUAGUGCAGUGACUGCCUUGGGGCAGCUCUAUUUUGGGGGGCUUCACAGUGCCCCAGGGGGUCCACAGGGUCUGCUGGAGGAGCUUCUGUGUAUCCUCACUGCUGAUGCAGAUGGUUUCCCGCGUCGGGCUGCCAUGCAGGUGCUCACACAGUGGGUGCGGGAUGGCCAUGCCACGGUGGCCACCCAACUUGAGCCCCUGGUCGCCAGGGCUCUGCAGGCAGCUGGUCGGGACCUGGACUGGGAGGUGCGGGCCCAGGGUGUGGAACUGGCACAUGUGUUCCUGUCCCAGAUCCUGGGCUUGCCUGUUGCCCCUUGCCCCUAUGCCCCAGCCCUGCCGGCCGUGGCCCCGAAGCAGCUCCUGGCCCAGGCCCUGGAGACCCUCUGCCGCGUGCGGCUCUUUGACUUCGCCUUUCGAGCCCUGUUUGACUGUGACCGGCCUGUCGCCCGCAAGUCCUGUGCCCUUCUUCUCUUCCUGAGGAAUCACACGGCUCCUGAGGCCAUGGAUUGUCCUGCUUCGGCCAACAUAGAUGCCGCCCUGCAGAGGUGGCAGGUGGGAGAGCAGGGCCAGCCCCAGGGGAAUCUGGAGCCUGAGGCUGUAGGGGAUGCCCUGGAGCCUGAGGCAGCUCUGGCCGUGCUGUGGGCCCUGGAUCUGGAGCAGCUGCAGGAUGUGCUAGCCCUGAGCAGUGACCACAUAGAGAAGAGCGGCCUGUCGCUGCUGCAGGACAUGCUGGCCUCGGCGGGCACUACAGGGGAGAAUGAGGCUGACUGCUACUGAGGGAGGGCUUCUGGGUGUUUCUCCCCAAACAUAAAUGGAACCUUGAUGUGC
Molecule: messenger RNA, 2602 nt
Organism: Suncus etruscus (white-toothed pygmy shrew)
Lineage: Eukaryota; Metazoa; Chordata; Mammalia; Eulipotyphla; Soricidae
Gene: BRAT1
Product: BRCA1 associated ATM activator 1
Exons: 13
Coding region: 116-2551 (811 amino acids)
Biological process (GO): cell population proliferation; positive regulation of protein phosphorylation; DNA damage response
Cellular component (GO): nucleus
Molecular function (GO): protein binding
Source: RefSeq, a predicted model, not a curated record